GCAGUGCAACAUACAAGCAUUCAGAAUAAGAGAGCAGAGUUCCAUCUGCACCAGUUGGAAGAUCCUUGCGGUUGUGAAGCACUAUGAAGUGCACAUUGAUCCUCUUCAUGUGCUACCUGACUGGCCGGGCCCAUGGCUGGCGGUAUUACCCCUCCACAGAGCUCAAAAACUGGACCCAAGCCAGGGAGUGGUGUCGGGAAGAAUACACUGACAUGGUGGUCAUCCAAAGCCAGGAGGAGAACGACCAUCUGGUCUCUCUGCUGCCCACCCGAACCGGGUAUCCGUAUUACUGGAUAGGAAUCACAAAGAGCGAGAAGAGCGACCCGUGGACCUGGGUAGGGAACAACAGCACCUGGGUCGGUAAUCAGUCCUGGGCCACCAACGAGCCCAACAACAACCACGUCACUGAGUUCUGCGUGGAGAUAUACGUUAACAACAACAAGGACAAAAGAGGAAAGUGGAACGACGAGAAGUGCAGUGAGAAAAAGUACCCCGUUUGUUACCAAGCCCAGUGCAAUACGACAUCCUGCGACAGAGGGAGAUGUCGUGAAACCAUCGAUAACACCAUCUGCCUUUGUGAGCCAGGCUUCGGAGGGGACAGGUGCCAGACAGCGGUCACUUGCGAUGCCCUCUCGGUUCCCCAGCACGGCCGUCUCCAGUGUCACGGAUCCUACGGACCUUCACGCUUCAAUUCGUCCUGCCGGUUCCACUGUGACCUCGGGUACCGCGUGGAGGGCCCGGAAUGGCUGCAGUGUCAGGCGUCCGGACGCUGGGACCACCCGGCCCCCCGGUGCCAAGUGGAACAGUGCGCGGCUGUGAAACGGACGUCUGACAGACUGCUCAGGACCUGCCUCCAUCCGAUUGCCAAUGACAGCUUCAACUCCACUUGUGCGUUCAGUUGUGAGGAGGGUUUCGAGCUCAGUGGACAGAGCGUGACGAUAUGCGACCAUGCGGGUCGAUGGACCGCCGAGGUCCCGACGUGUUCAGCGGUCACGUGCGACGCCCUCUCGGUUCCCCAGCACGGCCGUCUCCAGUGUCACGGAUCCUACGGACCUUCACGCUUCAAUUCGUCCUGCCGGUUCCACUGUGACCUCGGGUACAGCGUGGAGGGCCCGGAAUGGCUGCAGUGUCAGGCGUCCGGACGCUGGGACCACCCGGCCCCCCGGUGCCAAGUGUUUGGCUGCCCCCCUCUCUCCCAAUCCCUGUAUGGGGGUCUGAACUGCUCUGACCAGAUCCACGCCUUCGACUCUACCUGCCCUGUAGGCUGCCCCUUUGGAUCCCUCAAGCUGAGGUCAGGCCAGCUCACCUGUAGCAAUGAUGGGACCUGGCGUGGGCCGACGCCCAUUUGUAUAAACUAUAAACAUGCUUUAAUGGCUCUGGCUGGUUGCGGGGCCUUCAUGAUGAGUUGCAUCUUUUUUUUGAUUAUGAAGCGCAGAAAAAAUAAGAAACUUUCCCAGCAAAGGGAAUAUGAAGAAGACAUGGGUUCAGGCGAUGAGCCUCAUAGCUGAAGGAGGAAGACAAUUAUUCUUCAAACAUAGCCUGGGGCAGCUUGUAUCGCUGUGUUUAUCCUUCACUCAUAUUGUUUAGGAAAAUGAGAUAUAAAACUAUGUAAAUCUGAAUGACUUUUCUGGAGAUGUAUUUCA
Molecule: messenger RNA, 1643 nt
Organism: Gadus chalcogrammus (walleye pollock)
Lineage: Eukaryota; Metazoa; Chordata; Actinopteri; Gadiformes; Gadidae
Product: E-selectin-like
Exons: 11
Coding region: 84-1508 (474 amino acids)
Biological process (GO): cell adhesion
Cellular component (GO): membrane
Source: RefSeq, a predicted model, not a curated record